This is a messenger RNA of Choloepus didactylus (southern two-toed sloth), 4160 nucleotides long. It is a transcript of the gene SANBR, whose product is annotated as KIAA1841 ortholog. Lineage: Eukaryota; Metazoa; Chordata; Mammalia; Pilosa; Megalonychidae. The transcript has 23 exons. Bases 216 to 2789 code for a protein of 857 amino acids. The record is from RefSeq and is a predicted model, not a curated record.
GCCCGUCCCGCCCGCGCCCCGGCCGAGGGAUCCCCGGCUUCUGGGCGCACAGCCGCGCCCAGAGCCUCCGCCCGCAUCUCCCCCAGCCUAGCACGGCUGCCCGGCGCCUUUGUCCGCCGCUCACCCCUCUGCGCCCCAAGAGUUUCUGCCGCUGCGGGGGACAGUGUCCGCGAACGUCUUGGGGUGCCCUGAGGACGUGCUGCGCGCUCCAAAAUAUGAGUCGUGGAUAUUCAGAAAACAACAAUUUCCUGAACAAUAAUAACCAAAUGGUGUUGGACAUGAUCCUUUAUCCUCUGAUCGGAAUCCCUCAGACCAUCAACUGGGAAUCUGUGGCAAGGCUCAUGCCUGGAUUAACACCCAGAGAGUGUGCAAAAAGGUUUGAAGAACUAAAGAGCUGUGGAACCUCACCGGUUGACAACCAGUAUAAUCCCAUAAUGGCUACUGGAGAGAGUCCUGUUGAAACUUUAGCCACAUAUAUCAAAUCCUCACUUCUUGACACUCAGGGAGAAUUUCAGGAGGCUCCUGUUGGUCAGGAUGCAGUUUCCAAAACAGGAAGACAUAGUAUAGCUUCCACAAGGAAUUGUUCUUCAGAAAGUGAAACUUGCACUACUCAUAAUGAUGGAGAUAAGACUGAAGAAUCUGAAGGGCCAAAUAUGGUGAUCCAUGUAUGUGAUGAAGCAAAAAACUUGAAAGAAGAUUUUAUCUGCCCACGAGAUCUUUUGAUAUCAGAAAUGAAGUACUUUGCUGAAUAUUUAUCUAUGGAUGCCCAGCGCUGGGAAGAGGUGGACAUUUCAGUUCAUUGUGACGUUCACAUCUUCAACUGGUUGAUAAAAUAUGUUAAAAGGAACACUAAGGAGAAUAAAGAUUGUGAGAUCCCCACUUUAGAGCCAGGAAAUGUCAUUUCGAUUCUUAUUUCUUCAGAGUUUUUGAAAAUGGAUUCAUUGGUUGAACAAUGUAUUCAGUAUUGCCACAAAAAUAUGAAUGCCAUAGUGGCCACCCCAUGCAACAUGAACUGCAUCAAUGCAAAUCUUCUUACACGUAUAGCUGAUCUGUUUACACACAGUGAAGUUGAUGAUUUAAAGGACAAGAAAGAUAAGUUUAAGAGUAAACUCUUUUGUAAGAAGAUUGAGCGACUGUUUGAUCCUGAGUACUCGAAUCCAGAUUCUCGGAGUAGUGCAGUGACAUUAUAUAGGUGCUAUUUGUGUAAGAAACUUUUAACAAAAGAAACUGAAAGAAGAAGUCCUUGCAUUCCUGGAAAAAUCAAUGUGGAUCAACAUGGAAAUAUUAUCUACAUUCACAUAAGAGAUAAGACUUGGGAUGUUCAUGAGUAUUUGAAUAGUCUUUUUGAAGAAUUAAAGUCUUGGAGAGAUGUAUAUUGGCGCGUAUGGGGAACAGUAAACUGGCUAACGUGUUCGAGAUGUUAUCAGGCCUUUCUCUGUAUUGAAUUUUCACAUUGUCAGUAUCAUUCAGAAGCAGUGGUUUAUCCUACUGCAGCAAGUUCAUUGAAUACUGUUGGCACUGGAAUUUAUCCUUGUUGUAACCAAAAGGUUCUUCGAUUUGAUCCCACUCAGCUUACAAAGGGUUGUAAAGUGAGGGAGCAUAUGGUUGCUCUUUGUGAUCCAGGUGAAGGUGGAAAUUUGCUGUCCUGUCCGACUACUAGAAUACUGGACGAUCUGCUCAAACAUAAGGAUGUCAUUGUUGUACCUUUUUCUAAAGACACAGUUAGUGAUUCUGGGGUUGGCCCCUGUGAAGAAAAGGGUUUAGACUGUGAUGUUUUACUGGAGCCAAUUACACCAUGGGGCCCCAAAACUGGAGAGCUCAAUGCUUUUUUGUCACUGAAAAACUGGACUCUGCAACUGAAACAACAGUCAUUAUUUUCAGAAGAAGAAGAAUAUACCACCGGAUCUGAGGUCACUGAAGAUGAAGUUGGAGAUGAAGAAGAAGUAUCCAAGAAACAAAGGAAAAAGGAGAAGCCAAAGAAGUUCACUAAGCAACCAAAGAAGCAGAUGUCUUCACCAUGUGCUCAGAAGAAAGAAAAGGUAUCAGAGAAGUCACCUUCUAGAGAUGCAUCUCCUUUCAUCGUAAGUAUGCAGAAGAAUAAGUGGGAUGCCACAAGAUCCUUGAGGUUCAACCAGGAUGCACAAAGAGAAGAUGAUCAGCGGCGGAUGUCUGAAAUUACAGGACACCUAAUAAAAAUGAGGUUGGGUGAUCUGGACCGAGUCAAGUCAAAGGAAGCAAAAGAAUUUGCAGGGGGUAUUUAUUCCCGACUUGAAGCACAAAUCAAAGCCUCAGUGCCAGUCAGUGCCCGGCAAAGCAGCACAGAGAAAAACACAAGUUUCAAUACCAAGAAAAAGACAGAAAAAGUUUCUUGUACAGAUGGUAAUGGAGGUGAAGGUUGUCCAGCUGCCAAUGUGGAGGAGAAAGACAACUCAAAAGACCAAGAACAGACUCUCCUCAUGAAAAUAGUGGAUGUGACUCCACCAGUGAGGCCUGGCAUUCUCGUCUGGAAACGGAGUAAGGACCUGCUGGCCGAGCCCUCAGGGAACAGGGAGGACAUGGAGGCAACAGCAGAUGAGAAAGACAAAGCAAAAGAGAGGGAAAACGCUAAGGAUGCUGGUCAAGAGGGUGUUGACAUGCCAAAAACAGACACAGGCGCUCCUGCAGCUGGUGAAGGCCAAAAACGAUCCCUAAAAGGAGUGACGUUUUCUAGGGAGGUAAUUGUUGUGGAUCUUGGGAAUGAAUACCCUACACCUCAAAGCUUUACUCGAGAACAUAAAGAGAGAAAAUGAAGCUUGAAAAAGGCUGAGAUCAAAAGAAAUGCAACCUUGAACUAACAAUGAAAUGACUGAGGGUACAAAAUCAUGUUGAAACCACAAAAUAAUGGGGAAUUAAGCAAAUACAGAUAGUAUUUCAACUUUGUGCUGAAAGAAGUGGGCUAGGCACAAGACUCUGUAAGUAGAAUACUCAGAGCUUGAAUAUAGAUUUUUUUAAAAACUCAAAUCUGAGUUCAAUUAAAAAAUUGAUCAUAUUAAGUGUCCUUAAAACUGUCUUUUCAAACCCUGUUCUAACAUGUGAAUAAAGUUAGAUGCCUAUUAGGUAAAUCAUAUUCCUGAGGGGACUUUUGAAACAGUAUGUCCUUGAUGCUCUGAUCACAAGCUUUCAAGACCAAACAACACUUUUUCUGUCAUCAUAGAAACUUCCGAUAGCUAGGUCUAGGGUCUUCUAUUUCGUAAUCCACUUUGAAUUCAGUCCUGAAACCUUUCUUGUACUGACAACUGCUUUUUUAAAGAUAGAUACAAAAAAACAAAACAAAACAAAACAAAAAACACCACAAACUACCUCCAUAACCUACAAAAAAAAAUCCUGUUUCUUUAAGCAAGUCUUGAGAUUAUACUUGAUUCUUGAUUUCAGUAGCUUGUAAUUUGCUAUCUGUAUGUGGAAUGUGAAAAUAAAGACCACCAUGAUAUCAUCCAAACCACUGCAAUAAACAUAGGUCAAAUAUACAUUUUUUUGGAAGGGCUAUGAGGAAAAUAAAAAGCAGAAAGUAUAGUAUUUGAUUCAGGGACCUAGCACAGUGUCAUGUAUAUAGUAUAUGCUCAAUAAAUAUUUGUUGAAUGAGUGGGAGAAUGUGAUAAGAUAAUGCAGAAUAAGAUAAUGUACUGUAAAUAAGACCCUUUGAAGGUAGAAGGCCCACAGCCCACUGUGAGAAGAAAGAAGGAUUUAACCAAAGGGAAGGAUAAGAUAACGAAGGCAGAAGGAGGAUUGUAUUUCAGCUGGGGAAAGGCACAAGCCAAGGCAAGCAGGUGAGGUAUGUGAGUUUGGUGGCAUCAGUUUGCUGGAGCUGAAGGUUGCUGUUGAGCAAUGUUGAGAAGUAACAGUGAAGGGCAGUAGGAAGUCAGAGUAAGGCCACUCUUGGGAUCCCAGGCUAGGUAUAUGGGGUGGAGAAUGAAUUAGAGCAGUUUGAACCGUGGCCAGUGUGCUGGUUUAAUCUAUUUUGUACCCCAGAAGAACCAUGUUCUUUUGACCCAGUCUUGUAGGUGCAGAUUUAUUGUGGGUGGGACCUUUUUGAUUAGGUUGUUUCCAUGGAGAUAUGACUCACCCAAUUGAGGCUGGGACCUUUUGAUUAGAUUGUUUCCGUGGAAAUGUGUCCCCGCCCAUUC